This is a messenger RNA of Neogale vison (American mink), 5145 nucleotides long. RefSeq names its product ring finger protein 144A (gene RNF144A). Gene Ontology annotation, molecular function: ubiquitin protein ligase activity; ubiquitin conjugating enzyme binding; zinc ion binding. The coding region runs from base 210 to 1088 and encodes 292 amino acids. The transcript is spliced from 8 exons. Gene Ontology annotation, cellular component: cytoplasm; Golgi apparatus; ubiquitin ligase complex. Gene Ontology annotation, biological process: ubiquitin-dependent protein catabolic process; positive regulation of proteasomal ubiquitin-dependent protein catabolic process; protein polyubiquitination. The record is from RefSeq and is a predicted model, not a curated record. NCBI's taxonomy places the organism in Eukaryota, Metazoa, Chordata, Mammalia, Carnivora, Mustelidae.
GUGGCCAGCCCUCUGCUGAGUCUGGUACCCUCCUGGUCCCCAGGUCUGGAGGGACCCCGGUGCCCGAGACCACCUCCCACGGCUCCGCAUGGACAUCCUGUCAUGAAGGGAGGAACCAGCUGAAUGCGCGGAAGCCCGUCGGGGCCCCGGGAUUUUGGCAGAAGACAGUUCCUCACCUCCCCUCAGGACUUCUCGGAGACUGCUCUGCCAUGACCACGGCGCGGUACCGGCCCACGUGGGACCUGGCCCUCGACCCGCUGGUGUCGUGCAAGCUGUGUCUCGGGGAGUAUCCAGUGGAGCAGAUGACGACCAUCGCCCAGUGCCAGUGCAUCUUCUGCACUCUGUGCCUGAAACAGUACGUCGAGCUCUUGAUCAAGGAAGGACUAGAAACGGCAAUCAGCUGCCCCGAUGCCGCCUGCCCUAAACAGGGCCGCCUGCGGGAGGACGAGAUUGAGUGCAUGGUUGCCGCCGAAAUUAUGCAAAGAUACAAAAAGCUGCAGUUUGAAAGAGAAGUGCUCCUGGACCCCUGUCGGACUUGGUGCCCGGCGUCCACCUGCCAGGCUGUGUGCCAGCUCCAGGACAUGGGCCUGCAGAGCCCACAGCUGGUGCAGUGCAAAGCCUGUGCCAUGGAAUUCUGCUCUGCCUGCAAAGCCAGCUGGCACCCUGGACAAGGCUGCCCAGAGACCAUGCCAAUCACCUUCCUUCCAGGAGAGACCAGCUCUGCUUUCAAACUGGAGGAGGACGACGCACCCAUCAAACGCUGCCCCAAGUGCAAGGUCUACAUCGAGCGGGACGAGGGGUGCGCCCAGAUGAUGUGUAAGAACUGCAAACACGCCUUCUGCUGGUACUGCCUCGAGUCUCUGGACGAUGAUUUCCUCCUGAUCCAUUACGAUAAAGGACCCUGCCGGAAUAAGCUGGGCCAUUCCAGGGCGUCUGUCAUCUGGCAUCGGACACAGGUCGUGGGCAUUUUUGCUGGAUUUGGGCUCCUGCUCUUGGUGGCCUCGCCUUUCCUGCUCUUGGCCACUCCAUUUGUACUUUGCUGCAAGUGCAAGUGCAGUAAAGGUGACGACGACCCAUUACCCACCUAGAGGAAGGCGCGAUGCUGGAACAAGACCCUGCCUCUGGGAAGCGUGGCUCUCCCCCACCCCGCCCCACCGUCCCCUCUCACUAAACAUCUUUCUUGCCUUAUGUGCCCCAUUGAGCUUCACAGUGUCACGCUGGAUGCCGUGAUUUCAGGGACUAAUGUCAGAACUUCUGCUGAGGCCCUGGGGGCAAUCACCCAGGUGUGGGGAAGGCAGGCUGGCGUGGGGAGGGCACGUCACCACAAUCCGUCUCUGCCGACUUGACAAGGGAGGUGCGGCACGGAGCGUACCGGGCGGUUUUCUCCCAGUGGGGAUAGACUAGGAGUGUCUGAUGGUUGCUUAAGAGACCCUCUCCUGCAAUUGGUGUCCGUCUCCUCCUCGGCGUCAAGAUGGUGCCAUGUUGCUGGGAGAAGAAUUCUUUUGAGGAUUGCAACUCACUUCAGACAGAAUCCGAUAAUUCUGACUUGAGAAAAGCACUCUGUUUAUGACAACUGUUUUUAUUACUAAUGGCAUUUAGUAAAAUCCUUUUUUAGAAGGCGUUCUUUUUUUUUUUGUUUGUUUUUUGUUUUUUGUUUUUCCUUCUUCCAACUGAGUAGUGGAAAAUCAACAAGGUGCAUCUACACCAUCCUAUGCCUUUCUGGAAAUGUGCAUUUUAGGAAGAUAUCGUUAAACGACUUUUCUGGCUCGGCCAAUUUUCAGGAGAUUUAGAAAGCCUUACGCGCUCUUUGUGUUUUUCUUGAAACUUGUAACGACGUUUCGAACACGACAAGUGGUAUACUGUUGUAAACGUGGGUUCCUCUGUUGUUGUUUUUCUUAGAAAAUACCAGUGUGUUUAAGAGGAGUAUCUUCAUCAUUACAUUUUCCUUUUUUGUUCUUGUUUUCUCUCUCUCUCCUCUCUCCCUCUCCCUCUUUCUCGGGGCUUCUUUCUUCUCAUGCAGGUAUGAGCAAAUACUUUUUAAUGUCUUUGGAAACCAAGGGCUUUACUCGGGACUCGCUCUGCUGGGAGUCACAGUGGUUUGGCCGCUCGCCUCCGCCUCCUCGUGUAGACAGCGGGAGGAGAGCAGUGCUAUUGGUCCUCACCAGUAGGGCUUCCUGGCAAGACUGGAGGACCCCUGGGAGCUGGGGGAGAAGCUUCCUGAUUUUCAAUUUUUUUAAAUGACUAAGUUACUUUGGAGAAAUCUGUGUCUGACACAGCUCCAAGCCCUGUUGCUAACCAUUUGCCCCACUGGAAAAAACCUUCCAUUUCACUUAUUUCGAUUAGGAGAUCUUACCAUUCAGCCCCUCCCGGACUGGGGGUGACUGUUCCCCCAGCAGCGGAAUGGGUGGGUCGGUAAGACGCACGCUGCAGCCGUCGAUGUUUAAAAGGCGGAGAAACCGUCUUCUUUAGAGAGAGCGGGCUUGAAUAGGACGUUCAAAGCCACCUGCACUUUUAAGGAACAAACUGACUGCAUUGAACUUGGGACUUCAGAACUAAUAGAAAGGCAAAUGCAGAUUUAUUAUAGUGGCGCUUUUUAAAACUUCCUAGACAUUCCACAAAGGAGGGAAAUGGAAACAAAAUCAGACCAGUUUGCUCAUUGCAAGCACAUUUGUAAAAUGCAGUGGUUUUCCGGGCGUGUUUGACUUCUAUGUUUGUGCGUUGGCCUCGGGUCCCGGUUUGCUUCCCUGUAUAGAAGCAUCUUCCUUAUUUCUUAACAUUUGAUAGAUGAGAAGACACAGUAUCCAUUCACCCUCCACUUGUAGUGUUUAUUAUCUUUAUGACCUGAAGCCGUUAGGAAACUAGUCCGUGUCAAAAUCACAUUCAGAACAUUCUCCUUACGACCACGGUUGAAUUUUUAAUUCAGUGACGAAACAAGAACGCACAGAAGAUCAUCUUUUCAGGGGAGCCUGGGCAGUGAUUCUCUGCAGCUCCAACUGUUGCAACAGGGUCUGGUGGUAGAUGGCUUUCUGGAGACAGUGGUGUUCCAGGAGUCCUAGGAUCGAGUUGGCGGCCGAGACCGGGACCCAUGGAUGCACUUGUGUAGCCAGACCCUUUCAAACGCCUAUCAAAGACAGCAGCAGGCUUGUGGCUCUGUUUCCAGUGUCCACGGGCCAGCCUCGCCCCAUCCUGGUCCACCUUUCUUUCCCGUGCCAGCUGCCUCCCACUGUGCGUUCUCCAAGUCCGCCCGUAGUAGCACCCCUCUCCAUGGGGGGUAGAACUGGACCCUUUGGAAAGGAGGCGUUCUCUGGGCUGGAGCUCAGAUGUCUUAGUGGAUCGGGCCUUCCGUGUAGCCUGGAGAAACCCACAAGCAAAUCACACUCCUCCAUAGCCUCAGCCAUCCUCGUGCCUUCCCCUCCAACACGUUUCCCAAACGCAUGUUUCAAGCCAGGAGGGGACCACAGAGAUGGGGCCGGCCGCAGCCAAAGUCACGCCUGCCUGCUCUGAGUCUUUGCACCAACCUUGCUUCCGUCCGCUUGCUUUGCUUUCAUAGUCACACAACUACACUCCUCCGUUCUUAGGAAGAUACCAGCAGGACUGCAUUGAGGUCUUACGUAAACUUGGAUUUCCCCUGCUGACUACUUCACUUUCGGUAGGGAACUCCAUCCCCAUCGUUCAUGGGGAUGCAGGCCCGUGUCUUAGAUUUUAACCUUACCAUCGCUCCCAGGGGAAACUUGGGCGGGGCGGGGGGGUGUCUAUGCUUCGUAGGGGGACUGUCCCAUGGCAGGGCUUGUCUUAGUUGAAAAUUGCAUUCGCUUUCACGGAUGGUUUCGUGCUGGCCUUCUGAAAGCACAUGCAUGUUUAUUCCUUUGGAGGCCUUGGAACCCUGGAGGGGAGCGAAGACGUUAGACCAUGGCUGACUCAACUGGUGUCUGGUUGGGGUCGCUGGAGGGGCAGCUGACCUUAGGUCCUCUGUGUCCCCCUGAGCCGUCAUGCUGUCUCAGUGGACGUGCCUGGUCUCUCGGUCCGGCUGUCCAUGCACUGUGAAGCCCGGCCCUUGAGCUUUGCAUUGGUCGCCAGAGGCCGGUGCCCUCAGAGGAGGAGGCCCCACGGAUGGUCAUGCAGCAGAGACUGGGUCCGGGUCUGACCAUAAUCAAAUCCUUCAAUUGCGCGAGCCGCCAUCCAGAUACGUUCUUCCUCCCCCUCCAGGAGUUGCCAGAGACUGGGGGAGUCACCUUGUUACACCCUUUAAAAGGGGGACAAAGUCUCUUUAUGACAUACUAUUUUAUAAAACCAGUUUAGGAACCAGGCCGAUUCCUGAUUAGAACACAGGGCCCACGGAGAAAGGGAGUCUCAGCUACGCAAAACUUACUCCAAGAUGAGUCUAUCUUUUUUGUCUAUAAUGCAGAGUUAAAAGUUAUUUAACCAGUUCGAAGAGGACAUUUUUCCCUUGGUGGUCUUUAAAACUUAGUGGGUUGGAAAGAACCAGGGAGGGCUUUUUGUAUAUUUCUCAGAUUUUCAUUUAUUAAUAAAUACCCCUGUAUAUAAAUAUAAAUAUAUAUAUGUAAAUCACAGUAAAAUCAUCAAGGGAAAACAUUUUGCAUGUAUAAAGCUUCAUGAAGGUCUCUUUAAAAAAAUACCAAAGCUUGUUUGUUCCUUCUAAUUACUCUAAGCCCUUUUGAAAAUACAUGACAUGAAGAGAUUCUGGCUGGUGUUGCCAAAAUAGCCAAAUGGAAGGAAGGGCCUGCACUCAGAUAUAGUUGCUAAAGCAUCAGUCCCAGGAGAGCUCCGUCCUUCCUCUGGUCUGUGUACUCCUGUCUUCCACACUUCGGGAGCCCUCGGCGAGGGCAAGGCGCCUGCCACACGCCCAGCCUUUCCUUCAUUCUUUGCUCACUUUACCAUGGGUGUAUUUUAAUCUUGUAUAAACCUAUGCAUGAACGGGUCACGCACAUGUAUACAGUACAUAUUUGACGAGCGGUGGUAAAACACAAAAGUUCGGUUUGUGUUUUUUGAAACGUCAGUCCACUCUGUGCCACUAACACUGUGAUGUAUAAAAGAACUGUUUGAAUGCCUUUUAAUGUUGUGUUUUGUACUUUGGAAUCCCAUGGAAAAGUUUGAUUUGUAAUUUCAAUACAUAUUUUAAAUGUA